AUGGUUUUGAACUAUGACGUCCUCACGCGGCCAAACCAGCUGUUGGUAGACGGCCUCGUCCAGGAGAUUGCGAGCAAUUUGGGAAAGCCUUUGAUCGAGUGUGUCAACAAGGAGCAUUGUCCACGGCAACAAAACGCGGCUGGACAACGGCUCGCGGAGGCAGAGCUUGAUCCCCGUAAUUGGGGCCUCGGGAACCUGAAGCUACUCCUACAAAUGUCCGCGAUGAGUCGCAAUCCCAGCAAUUUCUACGACAGACUGGUGACCGAGGUUCGCCAGAGGCUCAGAAGGGAGGGCGACAAGACAAAAGAAUUCUGGCUGACAAAAUCCGACAUUGAAUCGGCCAUGAAGAAGUUGGCAAGAUAUCGUGGUCUCGAUUAUGUGGCAGCUAAGGGAAGACGGGGAAAUGUGCAUGUCGGCUCCUCCGCCUCAGAGAACCUAACCACAGCCUCGACAUUUGAAACAAGAGCAAGCAGCAAAGAUGGCUUCUUGCAACCGGACGGUAGAAGAAGACGGACAGCUACAGCUCGUCCAGCGGGAUACCUGGGACCAGGAAUGGAACAAUACGACAGCUACUUUAGUCAGAAUGCCCGAAAGAGAUGGCCCGAAGACACAGCAUCUCAACCACCAAGCAAGCUUGCACGAAGCAACGCUCAUGCGCCCCGUGCUGACUCGGCCCCCAUCGGUGGUCUUGCAAGAAGUGACCCAAUCCCUGUUUUGGUGUCCAAGGAAAACGGCUCUCCGCCAAAAUCCCAGUUUAUGAAGAACACAUCCGCUCUCGUGACCACUAAGCAAACAGCCCAAUCUCCAGACGUCUCUCACAUCCCAGAAGUAAAAAUGCUUAACGUCCCAAAAUCUCCAGAAACAGCCUCUUCUUCUAGCCUGGAGUCUAAAGCCUCACUGACUGACGUUUAUCUAACCACUUCAACUACCAAGCCUCAAAGUCUUAAUCGCCUCAAGUCUGACCUGGAAGCUGCAAAAGCAAGAGUGAACCGCCUUCUAGUCCAGCAGAAGAUCAAAGAGCGGGAUAAGGAGAGCACUCUAGAAUUCGACCUAAAGGUGACAGAGGCGAUCGAGAGUGUUAAACUUCUUGAACGAGCGAAGGUCAUUUUUAUUGAAGAUCAAAAGGAGCUUGCUCAGAUAAAGGAGGAAGAUACGCUAAUGAAGGAGGAACUCAAACUUGGGAUCAAGCAGGAGUCUAUGGUACAGGAACAGGACCACCAGGACUUAGAGGGCAGGGAAAUCUACACAAGACCAGGAGCAACCAGGGAUACCGCUGUUGAGCUGGAUUAA
This is a messenger RNA of Mytilinidion resinicola, 1290 nucleotides long. RefSeq lists its product as uncharacterized. The transcript has a single exon. Lineage: Eukaryota; Fungi; Ascomycota; Dothideomycetes; Mytilinidiales; Mytilinidiaceae. Bases 1 to 1290 code for a protein of 429 amino acids. The record is from RefSeq and is a predicted model, not a curated record.